AUGGCUCUGCCUGGCCGCGGGACGCGACGGGCUCACACGUGUGAGCGGCGGGACCGCGGCUCAGUGCGCUCCGUGGGCUGUUCAGAUCCCACUGCACUGCUCGGCGGGAUGGGCCGGGGCGGCUGCGGGCGGCUCCCGGUCCUGCGGCUGCUGCUGGUGCUGCCGCUGCUGUGCGGGGCGGCGGGGCUGGGGCGCGGCGGCGCUCUCCGCCGGCUCCGCUUCUCCGGGCAGGUGGCCGAGAACAGCCCGGCGGGGACGCGGGUGCGGGGCUUGCGGGUGCCGCUGCGGCGGCUGCUGGGCGCCGGGGAGCCCGCCGGGGAGUGGGCGCUGGAGGGCGGCGGCGCCUCCCGCUUCUCCCUGCAGCGGCGGCCGGGCGGCGGGCGGGGGCUGCUGCUGCUCCGCACGGCCGAGCGCCUGCACCGGGAGGCGCAGCCCGAGUACGCGCUCCGGCUGCGGCGGCGGGCGGGACGGUCCCCGCGGCAGGCGCUGCUGCGGGUCCGGGUCCUGGACGGCAACGACCACCGGCCGGGCCUGCCGCCGGCGCGGCCGCGGGAAGUGGAGGAGCUGGCCCCGCGGGGCACGGAGGUGGCCCGGCUCCGCGCCUCCGACGGCGACGAGGGCGCCAACGCGCGCCUCACGUACGGGCCGUGGCCGCCGGGCGCCGGCAGCCGCCUGCUCUUCGUGGUGCCCCGCAGCGGGCAGGUGCUGACCGUGGGCUCGCUGCUGGGACUGCGCCGCCUGCGCCUCUGCGUCGCGGCUCACGACCACGGCCGGCCGCGGCCGCUGCGCGGCCCCGCGCGGUGCCUGCGCCUCGCCGUGCGCGGCCGGCGGCCAGAGGGCGGCGGCGGCGGGAGGCGGCGAUGGGCGCGUUCGCUGCCGCCGCCCGAGCGGCCGUCGGGGCCCGGCUCCCGGCGCUACACGGCCCGGCUGCCCCCCGGGGCGCGGGUGGGCGACACCGUCUUCACUGUCCCGCGGAGCCGCGACCGGGCGGCUGGCGGCUGGUUCGAGCUGGCGUCGCCCGGCGCAACCCCCGUGGCGGUCGACAGGGCUUCAGGGCGGCUCUACCUGCGGCGGGAGCUGCGAGCCGGAGGCCGGGCGGAGGUGCUGGUCAAGGUGCACCGCGGAGGCGGCGGAAGAGGUAGGGGAACGGGACGGGCCGAGCCGGGCGGCGGGGAUGGGGCCGCAUCUCCCCUGGGUUGGGAUGGGACGGGUGAGGAUGGAGGGUCCCCCCGCGGGAGGGGGGACGCUGAGCAGGCACAGCCGUGCCUCUUGUCACCCGAGGAAAUGCGGGCGGCUGCGGGAGCUGCCCUCAGGCUGGGCGACGUGGGGAUGUGCCGGCUCUUCUCCGGUCCCACCUGCCGAGAUUCUGCCUCCUGUCUUCGGAGGAGCAGGUGA
Messenger RNA from Strigops habroptila (Kakapo), 1395 nucleotides. RefSeq names its product protocadherin-8-like. Gene Ontology annotation, biological process: homophilic cell-cell adhesion. Gene Ontology annotation, molecular function: calcium ion binding. Lineage: Eukaryota; Metazoa; Chordata; Aves; Psittaciformes; Psittacidae. The record is from RefSeq and is a predicted model, not a curated record. The transcript has a single exon. Bases 1 to 1395 code for a protein of 464 amino acids. Gene Ontology annotation, cellular component: membrane.